This is a messenger RNA of Clunio marinus, 456 nucleotides long. Lineage: Eukaryota; Metazoa; Arthropoda; Insecta; Diptera; Chironomidae. The record is from the annotation of a GenBank genome assembly.
AUGGAGUUUGAAAACAUUAAAGAAGCAUUAUUUCUUAUUUCAGCACCUAUUGAAACCCCAAAUUCAGUAGACUACACAUGGUUGCCCGCUGGACCUGAAGGUAUUGUCUUUAGAGUGCGUGCAGCUAACGAUGCUCAUAUUGCCUUGACAUCAUCUGAAGGAUUAUCAAAUCCUAUGAUUGAAGUGUUCAUUGGUGGUUGGGCGAAUUCCAAAUCAGUGAUUCGUAAAGAUCAAACAAAACCAGAUGUUUUUGAGACACCAACACCGAUGGUUUUGGACGCAAAUGAAUUCCGAGGUUUUUGGAUUCGUUGGUCUAACAAUUACAUCACUGUUGGAAGGGAAAACGAAGCUGCACCGUUCAUGUCGUACUCCAAUCCUGAUUCAUAUCCAAUCAAUUACGUUGGAAUUCGCACGAGACGGGGAGCUUCUGGAAGUUGGAUUAUUGAAGAGCCUUAA